Melanotaenia boesemani (Boeseman's rainbowfish) is the source of this 910-nucleotide messenger RNA. It is a transcript of the gene rpp30, whose product is annotated as ribonuclease P/MRP 30 subunit. NCBI's taxonomy places the organism in Eukaryota, Metazoa, Chordata, Actinopteri, Atheriniformes, Melanotaeniidae. Gene Ontology annotation, molecular function: structural constituent of ribosome; RNA binding. Gene Ontology annotation, biological process: translation; tRNA processing. The coding region runs from base 41 to 826 and encodes 261 amino acids. Gene Ontology annotation, cellular component: nucleolar ribonuclease P complex; ribosome. The record is from RefSeq and is a predicted model, not a curated record. The transcript has 11 exons.
UUUCGGCUGUCCCCUCGUGGUCCCGGAGGAUAUCAGCAACAUGUCGGUGUUCAUGGACCUGAACGUGAUGUUCUCACCGGACAGAACCGGACUGCAGGAGCUCGUGGAGACCGCCGCUCACUUGGGUUUCUCCGCCAUCGCCAUCAACUACAUGUUUGAACCGACGACCAGGAAGAAACAGGAAGUUCCCACUCCGACACCGAUCAGUGAGCUGAUUGAUCAGCUGCCGGUGGUGCAGGGUCGCUCUCGACCAAUCAGAGUGCUGAACAGGCUGACGGUGGUGAUGUCAGAUUCCAGUCACUUUAGGCCGAAUGCUCCGGAGUAUCGUCGCUUCGACCUCCUCGCCGUGCAGCCGACCACAGAGAAACUCUUCCACGCGGCCUGCUUGCUGUACGACAUCGACAUCAUCUGCAUCUCGGUGACGGAGAAACUUCCUUUCUUCUUCAAAAGAGCGCCGGUCAACGGGGCCGUGGACAGAGGCGUGGUCUUCGAGGUGUCGUACUCGGCCGCCAUCAGAGACGCCACCAUGAGACGCUACACCAUCACCAACGCCGUGAGUCUGAUGGAGAGCUGCAAAGGGAAGAACGUCAUCCUGAGCAGCGCAGCGGAGAAGGCUCUGGAGCUCCGAGGACCGUAUGAUGUCACCAACCUAGGCUUGCUGUUCGGUUUGGCCGACUCUGACUCCAAAGAAGCCGUUUCCUCCACCUGCAGAGCGGUUCUGCUGCACGCAGAAACCAGGAAGACAGCCUGUGGCGUUGUGCACACCGUGAAGAACCAGCAGGAUGACGGUGCAGCUCCUGCAGCCAAGAAAGCCAAACCCACCUGACCAAGUGCUUGACAGCAGAUUUUGUUUUAUAUCUUUUGUUUUUGCAGUCAUUAUUUCUGGUUUAAUAAACGGUGUAAAGAGUCA